Messenger RNA from Nycticebus coucang (slow loris), 7627 nucleotides. It is a transcript of the gene SELENOI, whose product is annotated as selenoprotein I. The transcript is spliced from 10 exons. The record is from RefSeq and is a predicted model, not a curated record. Gene Ontology annotation, molecular function: ethanolaminephosphotransferase activity. Gene Ontology annotation, biological process: phosphatidylethanolamine biosynthetic process. Gene Ontology annotation, cellular component: endoplasmic reticulum membrane; Golgi apparatus. Lineage: Eukaryota; Metazoa; Chordata; Mammalia; Primates; Lorisidae.
GGUGGGCGGAGCGCGGCUCUUCUAUCUUCUUUGUCAGCCUAGUCUGGCCCAGCCUUGCUCAUUCUGUGUGGUUCACGUCGUGGAGAGUCGCUGCGGAGUGGGCGCUCGGUUUUCGGGUCGCCAUGGCUGGUUACGAAUACGUGAGCCCGGAGCAGCUGGCUGGCUUUGAUAAGUACAAGUACAGUGCUGUAGAUACCAAUCCGCUUUCUCUGUAUGUCAUGCAUCCCUUUUGGAACACUAUAGUCAAGGUAUUUCCUACUUGGCUGGCUCCCAAUCUGAUAACUUUUUCUGGCUUUCUACUGGUUGUAUUUAAUUUUCUACUUAUGGCAUACUUUGAUCCUGACUUUUAUGCUUCAGCACCAGGUCACAACCAUGUACCUGAUUGGGUUUGGAUUGUAGUGGGCAUCCUCAACUUUAUAGCCUACACUCUAGAUGGUGUGGAUGGAAAACAAGCUCGUAGAACCAAUUCCAGCACUCCCUUAGGGGAACUUUUUGACCAUGGCCUAGAUAGUUGGUCAUGUGUUUACUUUGUUGUGACUGUGUAUUCCAUCUUUGGACGAGGAUCAACUGGUGUCAGUGUUUUUGUUCUUUAUCUCUUGCUAUGGGUAGUUUUGUUUUCUUUCAUCCUGUCCCACUGGGAAAAGUAUAACACAGGGAUUCUUUUCCUGCCAUGGGGAUAUGACAUUAGCCAGGUGACCAUUUCUUUUGUCUACAUAGUGACUGCGGUUGUGGGAGUUGAGGCCUGGUAUGAACCUUUCCUGUUUAAUUUCUUAUAUAGAGACCUAUUCACUGCAAUGAUUAUUGGUUGCGCAUUAUGUGUGACUCUUCCAAUGAGUUUAUUGAACUUUUUCAGAAGCUAUAAAAAUAACACCUUGAAACACAAUUCAGUCUAUGAAGCUAUGGUUCCCUUCUUUUCUCCAUGUUUGCUAUUCAUUUUGUCUACAGCAUGGAUCCUCUGGUCGCCUUCAGAUAUUUUAGAGAUACAUCCUAGAAUAUUUUACUUUAUGGUUGGAACAGCCUUUGCCAACAUCACAUGUCAGCUGAUUGUUUGUCAAAUGAGCAAUACUCGGUGUCCAACUUUGAAUUGGUUGCUGGCUCCUCUCUUCUUUGUUGUCGUGGGAGUAAACUCAGGAUUUGCUGCUUCCGUUGAGAAUGGGCUCCUGCAUACAUUAGCAGCUGCCUUUACUGUGGCCCACAUCCAUUAUGGAGUACGAGUGGUAAAGCAGCUAAGCAGCCAUUUUCAGAUUUAUCCCUUCUCUUUGAAGAAACCAAACUCAGAUUGACUAGGAAUGGAAGAAAAGAAUAUUGGCCUGUAAUCUACAGAAAGAAGUACUGUAAAUAUAGAUGCUUGUAAAUAUUUCAUCCAUCACCAUUGAACUAAACUGAUCUGCUUGACAGACAUGGGAUCUCAGUACAUGUGGUACUUGGACAGCAGGAAUGACACAUAUGAUCUGGACUUGUGGAAUUUUAGACCUACUAAGUUCCAGCUUUUUUUUUUCUUUUAUAAAACCACAUGACAUUUUGGUUAAGCACAAUGUACAUUAGACCAGCAAAAUGUUCCUAGUGAUUUUAGCUUCAUGAAUUCCUACAGAUUUAAAGAUACUUUGUUUUUAUUUUUAAAACUCCAAAAUUGGCUUAGGACCACUGAUAACACUCGGAAAACCCCAACAUGUUGGUUCUUUGUAACAGGAGGAAUACCAAUAGCCCAAAUCUAACAUAGGGAAAAGAUAAAAAGCAAAUCACCUUCAGCAAGAGGUGCCAAUGAUUAUGAAACAAUAUGUAAUUGCCAAAUACUGGUUGCUCUUUCCGGUGAGAAUGCCUUUUGUCCUUACAUGUUAAGAGAGCUACUGUAUAAUUGGAUUCUCUUGUAUUCUGCCUCUCUUUUUUGUGGAGCAGAUCCUGAUAAAUGGUUUAAUUUUCUUUUGAAGAGAAAUAUUCUGCUGAGACUUAGUGGAGAAUGAGUUGAGUUGUAAUUAUUGGGAUGGUUUAUUGUUUCGAUGUGGCAUUUUCCCCCCACUCAGCUGCAGGCUGCUGAAAUUUGGUGCCUGUGAGCUACAAUCCUAAGAAUGCUUGUGAUAGUCCCAAUCUUAGGAUAGUUACUUGUGAGUAAUGCAGAUAAAAGUACAUUAUAAGAGAAAUUUAAAUUGUCGUUAGGAAUCUCAUGAGCUUCACUAUGACCAUAAGUAGUUUUAUGAUUCAUUUGUCUGUCAGUCUUUUGUUCUUUUCCUCUCUGUCUUUUUAGGGGUUGGGUUACUGUGUUUUUUACUUCAUACAGGAUAUAGCAGAGAGAAAUCACCUCUCUCCCAACCUUCCCAUUUCUCCACUUGAAGAAAACUUUUGAUAUAUGCCUUACUGCGUACAUACUCCCUUCACUAUGACUUGGAGUAAUUUCUGAGGUUUACUGACAAACAUAGAAAAAUCCCUUUAUCUUUAAUGUGGUUGUUUUAUAAAUCACAUCUUUUUAUGACGUGGACAUUUUCUUCUAUUUCUUUUUGACUUUGUCUUCAUUUAAUUUGGUGGUGGUGAAAUUUACUUGCUGAUUUUCUUUUAUUUUUCACUAAGUGAAGUUUGUGCUUGAAUGAAGAGUGUAUCUUAAACCCUUUUUUUUGGACAGGUUGCACUUGGAUAAAAUAGGCACCACUGUGUUGAUAUGUAAUUAAAUUCAUAACCAUUAUUUAUCUAUGAAUGUGACCAUCGUUAAAUUUUGUGUAUUCCUUUGUUGAAUUUCAGUCUGCUGCUUUGUAAAAAAUAACUAAUUGAUAUAUCAUUUUUUUAAAGAAAAUUGUAAAUUCUAAUCAUUGUCAUUCAGGUUAUUAGAAAUGAGCCCAGGAGCUAGCUCAUGGUUCUGUACUAAUUUUUUAAAAAUUGUAAAGAUUGAGGUAUCUUUGAUGACUUUCUCUGAGACAAAAAUGAACAGUGAAAAUAAGUGAGAAAUUGAUGCAGGAAAAUGUGAAUAGUGUUUUCAUGUUUGUUAAUAAAUUGCCAUCAUGGGGUCAGAGAAUGAAACAAUUAAAUGACAGUAACUAUUUUUUAUAUACCUUGUUCUGUGUGAGCUGUAAAAUUGAACUGGAUAAAAUGUUAAUUUGGGAUGGGGAAAAAAGAUUUGCUUUAAGGUAAUUAUUUUACAGUUUUGUUGACCUUGUAUACAAGAAUGAGAUCAAUCUGUAUUAUAUAAGAAAAGAACUGAUAAAUAUUUAUAAAAUGACAAAUUUGAACCAUAGGCUUUCUUCACCUUGUAUAGUACAGUAAAAAAUAACCUUUACUUCUGGGAUUGAGGGGCUUUUUUACUUCAAAAUUUUUGCCCUCCUUUCAUUGCAUUAAGUUUAUCUGAAAAUUGUUUUGUGCCUAUACUUAAUAACAUAUUUCCCUAAGGUGGUAAGGAAUCAUGCCAUAGUCAGUGUUAUUGACAUUGUGAGAUAAAAGAAAGGUGACCACCAAUAAGGGAAGAGUGAAACUGAGCAGUUAACUGUUUCAGAAUACUGUUGACUUGAAAAGCAGUGGUGUGCUGCUGGAUCUCGUCCUUGUUUUAGCUUAGCAGCCUGAAAGCGCAUGUUGAAAGGUCCCAGUUACUGAAUGGAGCAGGAGGAGUAGCUCUGUGCAUUAUGUCAUGCCAAUUACUGUAACAUUCCCAAAGCAUAAAAGGCCUCUGUAUGAUAUUUUGGGUGAGUUUACACCCCAGCCUUUCUCCCCAGGAUACAUUGAGCUGCCUUUAGGGGAGCAAAGCUGUGGUCAGGGGCUUUCGUGCAUGUUUUCUGUACUUUCAGAAUAGGGUGCCUUAGCCAGGCCAGAGGUUUGCAUGGUGUUUCAGCUAACCAAAGUGAACACACACCUGUGAGAAGUGUCUUUCCAGGUUAUGGUUUGAAAAAUGUUCUUUCUGGCUUGUCAGAAAAUAAUUCCCCUAUAUUUGAGUGGGAGCAUGAGAUAGAAAGAUUUAAAAUACUUAGAGUAUGCUGAUGCUGCCUUUUGCCUUUAAUGAUAUUCAUGGUCUUAGUACAAUGUAUAGUUUGAAAUUGCCACAGUUCAAAGUUUCAUUCUUCCACAAAUGCAUAAUAUAGUAGUUUAUGGGUUUUAGCCUUAAGGGUAAAAGAGUAAAUAACUUCCAACAAACUAAAUAUUCUUCAUUUGCCUCUUAAUAUCAUGAUUAAAAUACUUUUAAUUUUAAUUUUGAAAAGAAAGCUAAUUGCUGAUUAUGGUCUAGGACAUUAUAAUGCUAAUAUUAACAUUUCAUUUAUUCUAAUAUAGAAAUUUGGAGAAAGAGGGGAGUAUAUGUCUGGAGUUACCCAGUCCUAAGUAGAUAGCAAGAGAGUAUUGAUUAUGACAUGAAGCCUGGACAUUGGGGAAAUUUAUAGAGGAAAUGCAUAGUAUCCACUUCAAAGGGAUGAGGGGACCACCUUAAUACCUUAUGAAUUUGAAAGUUACCCAAGGGUUCAGUUUCAAAGACUUGUUUUAUUAUGUAGUCAGUCAAAAAAAACAUUUGAAAGUACCUUGUUUCCAAAACAGACUUUAACUCUAUGACCUAUGGAGAAUAAAAAAAGACAAUCUGAAGGUAUUUUAAUCAAAUCAAAUCAAAUAUUUUCCCCUUUAUAUUUUAACUAGAAGCUUAUUUCUAAUUCUUCCUCUUCUUUCUUCACCUGAGUUUCCUCUUUUCUAGUCACCAACCAGGAGAAGGACAGCCUACCCAAGUGUUGCUCUGUUGCCCCUGGAUCUUGUCACAUUUACAUCUCCUUGAUUGCCUUAGAUAUCUUGACUAGUCAAGAACUGGGAAUGUGCCAGAGGGAACAAAGGAAAGUUGAUGGGUUGGAACUUUUUGACUUUGGGUUUCCCAAAAGCAAAAAACAGGUACUGGAAUCUUUGGUUGUAUUGAUGCCUGUGUGCCGAAUGGCCUUACCUUCAUUAAGCACUCUAUAGGAAGUUUGUGAAGUCAGCCCAGAAUUUUUUUUUGUCUCACAAGGUGUCUUUGCAAGGCAGCAUGCCUUUUUUUGAACACCCUGUGGGUGAAUAACCUUACUAAGUUAGCUGCCAGUAUAGAACCUUCCAGGAAGAAUUUUAACUAGUAUGCUAUGCUCGAAGCACUUUGAAAUGUACAUUUAAAAUAAUGGUUUUAAUAAUAAAAUAAUGUUGAGUUAAUCACUGUGGAACUUGAAAUUGUGAUGCCCUGACCAUUUUAGGAAGCUAAUGCAAGUUUCUGAUUUUCCUUUAUUAAUUAUGUACCCUAUGUGAUUUGUAUAUUUUAGUUUUUAUCUUUGACAAUGGUACAAAUGACUUGACAUCCUGGCAGGCAGUUACUUUAGGGUAUAUGAUAAAUUAUAGUUGUUUAACUUUUCCAGAGAAAAUGGUGAUACCCUUCUUACUUGCAUGGAGCCAUGGGAAUUGAAUUUGUUGGCUAAUUCAUUUCUAGUGUUUCUAUAAGCAAAAUAAAUGUAAUCUUUUUAACCUGCAUGCUAGUACUGCUUUACUCUUUAAUAAAUAAAUAGUAAUCUAGCUGUUUUUUUUUUGAAAGUAGGAAUCUGCUCUUUAUACAGUCAGAGCUAAAAAAGUGACUUAAUAUUUAAGGUAACAAAAGUUUUGUCAUUCAUAGCCCUCUCACGAGUAGCCUGAGCAAGAUGGUUAUGUUGCAUUUGGUCAGAAAGGCCAGGUUCUUACAAUUGGAAAGUGCUACAUGGCCUGAUGGUAGAAUAUUUGAAUAAGCGCUUUUCUUUCUAGAAAAAUCCAGUUGGAUACAACAGAAGGAUUGUUCUGGUCUUCCGCAGACCAUUGUCUUAUUCUAUAGGGAACCAUUCUCAAAAAGCCAGGCUAAAUCAGAGUAGAGCUGUUUUUGUAAAGCAUGCAUAGCCAAUCAUGGCCAUCGAGUAUACCUUACUGCUACAUCAGAAUUAGAUAGAAUACUCGUUUUGGCAGUGCAUAUACUAAAAGCUGAAAUUAGAGACAGUAUUGAAGACACCAACUAUUGCUAAAUGGUGUGGAUGUCAUCAUCUCUUUGUCUAAGAUCUUCUCUUGAGCAUUUUCAUGGGUAACAAUUAAAAUUAUUGAUUUCUGGUUUUUAUUAAAACACAUGAGUUCAUGUUCAUCAUGAAUUCUAGAGUCUGAUAUUCUUUUUUUUGGUAGAUCCCGAUAUUCUUGAUUAGCACUUUUUAAUAUCUAAAGAGUAGGUUCUUGAUUUUUAAUACUAAGCAGGUUACAGAAGGAUCCUCUUUUAGUUUGUAAGGUCUGUGAUUGCUACAUUCUAUAAAUUUGUUUCACUUACUAUUAUCAUUCAGUAUCAGACUUUGAGUUUAAUAAUAACUGCUAAUAGAGACUACUCACAAUAUUUAACUUUUUUUGGAGAUCACUUAACCUCAUUAUAGCAACCAUUUCAGGAGAAGUGUAAUGAUUUGCUCAUUUCAAAAUGUGCCAAGAAAGCAGAAUUCAGUAUUGAACUCCAAAUUUCAAUUUUUCUUAACAGUAGCAUAUUCUCUGGGUAAACGCAAAGGCAAUGAUAAUUGCCAAGGUACGAACUCCCUGCUGCCCACCUUUCCCCCUCCCCACCAUCUAGCGUAGUACAUUAAAUUUGUAGUCAGUUGUAGAAAGAGAAACAGAUACUUUUCUGACUAAAGUUUCAUGCCCUGUGACUAAGAAUAGGUGGCAGGAAUCAUGGCUGUAUCAAUUAUUGAGUUGUUUAGCUUGGUCCUGUUGCGGUUGGCUUUCAGUAGGGUUCUGAAACAAGAGGGCGGUGUCAUCCCUUCUCGGGUACCUAGAAACAACACCACUUGAACAACUAGAAGAUGUUCACUACAAGUAGAAUAUAUUAAAAGAGGAAGAUGAAAAAAGCAUAAAAUGUUCUUUUUCCUUCUCAAGUAGUUUAUUUGAACAUAUUAGUAAAUGGUCUAUCUAGGACUUGCUGUGUUCAUAGUAAACAAUGUAGCAUUUAUUUUAUCUGGUUAUAUGUGCUAUGUGUGUAUAUACAUAUUUUAUAUGUACACAUAUAUUCCCUGCAUAUGUAUGUAUAUUCUCAUAUGUAUGUGCAGUCUACUCUUGAUUAUCAGCAAAAUGGUCAACCCUUAUCUGACUUGUUUUUUCAUGUGGACUUAGUCUACCUGUGGCCCAUAACUCUGAAGCCUCUUCCUGGCCUGGAGCCACACCCUUUCCUUCUUCCAGUUCUUCUUAGUCCUUGAGAAAAAGUCCUUUAAAUAUGUCACUUUCCAUUCUCCUUAACCAGGGAUUGUGUGAGCCAGAAAGAUAAGAGUUCAGAAAGAUGGCUGCUCCCAUGAAGGUUGAGGCUUCGGCUUGAUGGGGGAGAACUCCAACACUUGCAGAAAGGGAGCUUCACAACUUGCUUAAAUGACUUAGCUGGAAUAUUGUGACCUCUCAAAUAAUGUGAUAUGCUAAUAGAGUAUGCCAGUGUAUUUCAGUGUUGUUUUUGCACUAUCUGUAUUACUGUUCCACAUUGCUAACCCAAAUAAUCAAGACCUGACUGUUUCUUGCCACUGGAUUCUGGAAGCCUUGCCCUUUCAACUGGAUUUGUGUUUAUUUCUGCUGCUGUGAAACCCAAAAGUAAUGCAGUAGGUUUUAAUUUAAAAUUGUUUAAUCUAUUAUUGAUAAGUAUUUAUUGUAACAAAAGUAAAAGAGUAAAUAAUUUUUAAAUCCUUUU